AUGGAUUCCCGGCGGAAGGAGUUCGAGCGCUGCUGUCGGGCGGCCUCCUCCCAUGAGCGGCGGAGCACAAAUGAGCAAACUCUUUUGAGACACCUUCAAGAAGGAAAACAAUGUCCAAGGACGUCGUCGCCCUCCGUCUCCGACACCAUCUCCGUCGCGCGCUGCGUGGCGGCCGCCAAGCCGCUGCGCCGCGCCAUCCUCGAUCGGGGCUUCUGCCACCUGCUAGCGCAGCGCGCCACCGCCACCUCUGGCUACGACCCGUCCCUGCUCCACGGCGUCUCCUACAAGGUCGAGGACAACGACGCCGACUGCCCCGCACGCGUCGUCCAGCCCGUGCCCCCCGACGAGCCCUCCGUGCUCUGCUUCAACGAGAGCCUCGCCUUUGAGCCCGUCGCCUCCUGCGACGGCCUAUCAGGCGGGGCGGAGCAUGCGGGGCGGCGAGCUCGGCGGGGCGGGCGGGGCGGAGGAGGCGGGGCAGCGAGGGAAGCGGAGCGGGGCGGAGGAGACGGGGCUGAGGACAAUCAAGUUGACAGGCUCAGUAAGUUGCCGGAUGACGUUUUGCUCAACAUUGUGGAGCGACUUGAUAUCGCUGAUGCUGCACAAACCACCAUCCUCUCCAGACGUUGGAAGCAGAUCCCUGCUUUACUCUCAAAGAUUGUUAUAAAGGUUGCUUCUUUUCAACCCAAGCAUGAAGGUAGGAAGUUAACCUCAGAUGAUAUAGUUCGGGCCAAUACCAACGUGCUGCAAGCAACCAGGAGCAUACUGGAAAAGAGGGCUGCAAGUCCACACACCAUUCACCUGUUGCGCAUGCAAUUCUACUUGGGAGAUGAGUCCAUUUUCAUUGGUCAGACUGUUGCCAACACCAUAGCAACACACAAGGUUGCUUCAGUUGAGUUUACAAUCUUGACGAAGGUGCGCACAAAUUUUACCAAUAAUGACCUGCUCACUCAUGGGAGGCAGUUCAUGUCAUUCCUUGGUUCGUGUCCAAACACAUUUGGUGGUCUUGCACGCCUCACGCUAGAGAAUUUGAGGUUAGGAGAAUCAGACUUUCCCAAAAUUUUCAGUAUAUGCAAGCAACUCGAGGUCCUCUGCCUCUACCACUGUGAUAUGGGCAUUGAGUCUUUGCUGGAAGUGGAACACUCACAACUCAGUGAACUGGUGAUUGGCCGUAGCGUGCUUAUUAAGAGGGUUGAUCUGAAGUGGGUACCAAAACUCACAGUACUGAAAUUUAAUAUGUUUCGAUCUCAAGAUGACCCCUUCUGUCUUGGCUAUGUCCCACUUCUCCAGACUGUGAGCAUCAUUAAUACUGGUUUUUCUUGGCACAAGAUGCUCAAGAUAAGUGAGUUGCUGGGUGAAACCGCCAUAAGCAACCUGCAUUUGAACUUCAAAAGUGAAAAGAUUUGGGUCAAGCCGGAAGGUCGAAGACAAUUGUUACCAGUGUUACACAAGCUAAGGCUUGUGAAUCUGAUUAACAUUUCUGAAGAAUGCGAUCUGACUUGGAUAAUGUUCAUACUUCAAGGUGCACCCACCCUUAAGGAACUACGCAUCUUGGUGCGGGACCAUUUAUGUGAAAUGGUAACUGGGGAGCAGAGAAAAAAGUAUGCCUUUAGCGAGGAGAAGGACAAGGGACUAGAGUGGGAACCAUCUGCAUCUGAUUUCAAGCACCACAACCUUGCCGAGCUCAGAAUCUAUGGGAGGUUUGAAGCAGAAGAAAAAAUCGUGCGCUUUGCCAGGAAUGUCAUGGAAGCAGCGGUGAAUCUCGAGGACAUAAAACUUUAUAAGAGUCCAGUGUGUGAGAAUUGCAAGCACAUGCUCCAGGAGUGGACGUUGAAGGAGAAGUCGUUGCUUAGCUACAAACUCAGAAAGGGGAUGCUGUCUUCGCUCGUCCGGAUUCAGUUCCCAAGUUUAGGGGAAAUUUUUACUUGGCCCAAUUACUGGUCAUGAGCUGCAAGCUGCGUUUUUUUUUUUUUGAGGGGUUGCAAGCUGCAGUUGACAGGAGUUGUUGU
This is a messenger RNA of Triticum dicoccoides, 2006 nucleotides long. RefSeq lists its product as uncharacterized. The coding region runs from base 1 to 1944 and encodes 647 amino acids. The record is from RefSeq and is a predicted model, not a curated record. Lineage: Eukaryota; Viridiplantae; Streptophyta; Magnoliopsida; Poales; Poaceae. The transcript is spliced from 5 exons. Gene Ontology annotation, molecular function: protein binding.